CCGUUGUGUAUUAAACACGACUUGGCCCAAACAAAAAUCUCAUCUUGUUCUUCUUCUUCUUGUCUCUCUCCCUCUCUCGCUCUUCUCCUUCUUCUGGUGUGGCCAUCCUCUUUCUUCCCUUCUUCGAUUCUUCGUUUACUGGCAAAACCAACUUCUCCCUCCUCCCAACUCUCUCGUAUUCAUGUCGGAGAAGGGUCAGCCAUUACCGAAGUUUGGUGAAUGGGAUGUUAAUAAUCCUGCUUCCGCAGAGGGCUUCACCGUGAUAUUUAAUAAGGCAAGAGAUGAGAAGAAAACCGGUGGCCAACCUGAAUCACCCGGAAAGGCACCUCAGGCCAAAAAUGUAGCAGAUCCUGGCAAACCUCAGGCUAAGAAAUGGUUCUGCUGCAUUCAGAGCCCGCCUACACAAUCUUGAUGGUAUUACCUUUCUGUAGAUAACCACCGUAUUGUGCUAAGAUCGUCAUUACUGGUUUUCGAUAGAAUAUGAGAUUUUUAAAGCUGCGAUCAGCUUGCUAUACUAUUUGCUUCAUAGUCUGAGUCAUGGAGGAAAAAAGUAGAAGAAUUUUACGUUUUUUAUUUGUGGUGCUGAUGUGGUUAAUUAGCUGAGCUAUGCUAUAUCCCAUUUGUCUCUGCUCCCUUUUUGUCCCUUUUUUGUUGUCUUUUUAAAUGCAUUUUGUUCCUUAUAUCUGAUAUUGAAUCUAUAUUAUUGUUUGUGAAA
Cucumis melo (muskmelon) is the source of this 715-nucleotide messenger RNA. RefSeq names its product protein NOI4-like. The transcript is spliced from 3 exons. Bases 182 to 412 code for a protein of 76 amino acids. Lineage: Eukaryota; Viridiplantae; Streptophyta; Magnoliopsida; Cucurbitales; Cucurbitaceae. The record is from RefSeq and is a predicted model, not a curated record.